UCGCUGCCGGCGGGGAGCGGCCCCGAGCCGCCGGCGCUGCUCCGCGCCCGCAGGGUUUGCUGGGCUGCGCUGGAAGGCUGAGCAAUGUCUCUCGCUAACUGCAGCCAGAUGUGCCUGCUUGGCAGCGCGCUGCACACACAGCACCGAGGGAACGCCGGAUCGGCGCUGUCACAUGGGGUACAGCCAACACAAAGAGGGACAGCUGCCUGUUUUUCCAAGCUUGGAGGACACAAGAGGCAGUGCUGGCAGCCAGGCCAUUCCUCAAGGCCCUGAGUGAUGCAGCAGUUUGUAACCCAGCUCCAUUUCAGUUGAAGAACUAAUCAAAUAAGACAGAAGAUCUCCAGGAAAAGUAUGGACAGUGGUGCCAGGCAGCUCAAACACAGCUUUUAGCAGUCCCAGGAACUCCAGAGAGACAAUGAGAGUUCGCCUCAAAGGGGAUGUGAUCUGUACCCUCUUCCUGCUGGUGGCACUUUGUUCUUUGCUCUACUCCCAGCUGGAGCAUUUAGUCCCGGCAGGAAAGAAGGAGCCAGCACAGAGCAAGCCUCGAGUGGCACCAAAAACAUUCUCUGAUCCCAGAGCACCUCGGAGGCUGAUGCCAGCAGAGGCAACUGCACCCAGACCUCAAGUUACCCCUGUCAUGAGACAAACAGAAGUGGCCAAAAACAGGGUCCAAACUACAGCUGCACCCCCACUCACUGAUUCUGCCUUCAACUUCAAGCUCUAUCUCCUAAACAAGGAUAACAGGAACUUCAACCUCCUCAUUAACCAGCCCAGGAAAUGCCGAAAGACACCGGGCGGUCCCUUUCUGCUCAUUGCUAUCAAAUCAGUCGUUGAAGAUUUUGACAGGCGUGAGAUUGUCCGGAAAACUUGGGGCAGGGAGGGUUUGGUGAAUGGGGAGCAGAUCCAGCGAGUGUUCCUCCUGGGAACACCAAGGAAUAGGACAGUGCUGGCAACAUGGGAGACCCUGAUGCACCAGGAGAGUCAGACAUACCGGGACAUUUUGCUCUGGGACUUCAUGGACACUUUCUUCAACCUGACCCUGAAGGAGAUCCACUUCCUGAGCUGGGCUGCUGAAUUCUGCCACAACGUGAAAUUUAUUUUCAAAGGCGACGCCGAUGUCUUUGUCAAUGUCGAGAACAUUGUUGAUUUCCUCAAGAGGCACGAUCCCACUGAAGACCUCUUUGUUGGGGACAUCAUCUACAACGCCCGUCCCAUCCGCGUGCGGAAGAGCAAAUACUACAUCCCAGAGACCAUGUACGGGCUGAGCAUCUACCCCGCCUACGCUGGGGGAGGAGGGUUCCUGCUGUCCAGCUGCACCAUGAGGAAGCUCUCUAGGGCUUGCAAAGAAGUGGAGCUCUUCCCCAUUGAUGAUGUCUUUUUGGGCAUGUGCUUACAGAGAAUCAACCUCAAGCCCAUUUUACACGAAGGGUUCAAGACCUUUGGCAUUGUUAAGCCUUCUGCUGCCCCGCACCUGGAGACGUUUGAUCCCUGUUUUUACAAAGAUCUCAUGGUGGUUCAUAGCCUGAAAGUUGCUGAGAUCUGGCUGAUGUGGAACCUGCUCCACAGCCCACGGCUUUCCUGUACUCAGAAGAAGCAGGUGAAGAAGCCUUUCCAGUGGAAGAAGAAAGCUCAGACAACAACACCAGCAUCACCCCUCAGAUAAUGCAGGCAGAGUGCAGCAAACACAGCAAACCAGCCAAGAAAGGGAGCCUGGAACUGACACUGCCCAACAAACCAACCUUCUGAGUAUUUUAGCACAUCUUAUUUACAACAUUAAGAAAAGACAACAAACAAUUGCAGGAAUUUGCCCAAAUUCCACAUUUGCACAUACAUAUCAUGUGGGUCCUUCUGUACUAAUGAGUCCAAAUAAUCAUAACAUAUAUAUAAUUUAUUAUUAUUUAUUAGGAUUAUAGUAGUGCUUAGUGGGACAGUGUGUAAAAGCACAUUGAAAAAUGCAGUCCUUGGACAUUUUUCAGCAUGGUUACAAGUGUGAGAAAUGAAAGAAGACACAGGGUAAGAACAGACACCAGGGAGCACAGGGAUCAUUGUCAAUUUGCUACUUGACUUGGACUCAUUGAAAAAUGACCAAACAGGAACUAGAGUCCCCUUAGUGUCUGCUCAGAUCACAUCACUGCUGCCUGGUUGGUCUUCCACAGGCCUUGUAAGAAGAGAACAAUAAACAGCUCUUGAAAUGGGGUCCUACAGCUGCAGUUUAGGUGGAUUACAAGAAAUCAAACUGGAUGUUGAAGCUGGUGUGGCUGGUGGAGCAAAGGACAGGUAAGUAGGUAGCUAGAAAGGAGCAGACUUACAAAGGGCCUUUAGAGAAAGGACAAUAACUUCAAGUUGCUUUUGGCACUUCCCUGAGCUCAGGCUCUCUGCACUACGCUGACUGACGUUCAAGGACAAUUCACAAGUCAUCAGCAGUAUCUGAUUGCUCUCAUGAUCUGACCCAGAUUUUCAGAAGGUUUGCAUCUGGAGAGAUCCUCUGGCCUGUGCUUAUAAGCACACCCCCACACAGAGCUGCUGCUUGCAUCACGUUUGGGAGCUGCUUCAAACCAAAGAGUGGACUGGGCUGGUUUCUACAGACCUUGGUCUCUUGCUCAGCACAGCCAGCUGCAGAGGGCCGCCAGGGCUUUCAUACUGCUGCGGGUGUCUUGUGAAGGGAGAAAGUUUUCAGACAAAAGGACUUCAGAAUAAAAGUCCAUCUAAAUUUAUUGCAAGAAAUCAAAACCACACAGCAAUCUUUCUGUUGGGCUUUCCAAGGUUCAGUCAGGAACUUUGUGAGUAUUUUAAGCAUCAGACAAGAACACUGAAUUGCUCAGAUUUUCAAAGUAUAGUCCAGACUUUGAUGCAUUUUGUUUUUCCCAACAGCAGACUACCUUAGAAGAAUAUACUUUUAUCAGACAUCAAAGCAGAAGUGAAUUCCUCUAAAUCAGGGUUACAAAGCUGUGAAAUUCAUGGGACAAAGAGCCUUAAUUCACCUCUGAUACCGUGUUUGUUAAUUCUUUUACAAGUUUUUACCCCCUCAACAAAACUCCUGUCCAUCAGAGAACCCCUGAGGAUGGCACAUCCACACAGCUUCAAAGGGAACUACAAUCAGUCACAAAAGCCCAAAGUUCCUUUCCCUUGCACAGAGCCUGCAGCACAGCUGCCUUUCAUAUCCGUGUGCAAGCUCCCUCCCUCCUCCCUGCAGCAGUCUGGGCUCAGUGCUGGUACUGACAAUGCACAGACAGAGCAGCAGGCUGGGAAACAGCCAAUGGACAACAGCUUUACACACUGCUAAUCUUCAUCAUGAGUUCAAGCCUUACAACAAUGUGUUUCCAAGAAAAUGUCAGCUUUAUAGAAAUGGAAAGAUUUCUACAUUUGAGGUAUUUUCAGGAUGCAAUCCCGAAAUACAAAAUGUUCACAUGAGCUUCACAAGGAGCUUUGCAGGGUGUGGAACUAAGCCAAAGCCUCACUGGUAGGACAAAAUCAGCCCUGCCCCUGUCUGCUAUCAUGUGUGAUACUUGUGUAUUUAUGAGAUUCUACAGAAAUGCAUUACCUGGGAGUAGUUUACAGUUGGGGAAGUUAUUUAUACCAUCAUUAAAAGACAGCAUGCGGAUGUG
Messenger RNA from Pyrgilauda ruficollis (rufous-necked snowfinch), 3605 nucleotides. RefSeq names its product UDP-GlcNAc:betaGal beta-1,3-N-acetylglucosaminyltransferase 9 (gene B3GNT9). The transcript is spliced from 4 exons. The coding region runs from base 416 to 1663 and encodes 415 amino acids. Gene Ontology annotation, molecular function: hexosyltransferase activity. NCBI's taxonomy places the organism in Eukaryota, Metazoa, Chordata, Aves, Passeriformes, Passeridae. The record is from RefSeq and is a predicted model, not a curated record. Gene Ontology annotation, cellular component: membrane.